AUGGCCUACCCAUUCCAACUUGGUCUACAAGACGCCACAUCCCCUAUUAUAGAAGAGCUAAUAAAUUUCCAUGAUCACACACUAAUAAUUGUUUUCCUAAUUAGCUCCUUAGUCCUCUAUAUCAUCUCGCUAAUAUUAACAACAAAACUAACACAUACAAGCACAAUAGAUGCACAAGAAGUUGAAACCAUUUGAACUAUUCUACCAGCUGUAAUCCUUAUCAUAAUUGCUCUCCCCUCUCUACGCAUUCUAUAUAUAAUAGACGAAAUCAACAACCCCGUAUUAACCGUUAAAACCAUAGGGCACCAAUGAUACUGAAGCUACGAAUAUACUGACUAUGAAGACCUAUGCUUUGAUUCAUAUAUAAUCCCAACAAACGACCUAAAACCUGGUGAACUACGACUGCUAGAAGUUGAUAACCGAGUCGUUCUGCCAAUAGAACUUCCAAUCCGUAUAUUAAUUUCAUCUGAAGACGUCCUCCACUCAUGAGCAGUCCCCUCCCUAGGACUUAAAACUGAUGCCAUCCCAGGCCGACUAAAUCAAGCAACAGUAACAUCAAACCGACCAGGGUUAUUCUAUGGCCAAUGCUCUGAAAUUUGUGGAUCUAACCAUAGCUUUAUGCCCAUUGUCCUAGAAAUGGUUCCACUAAAAUAUUUCGAAAACUGAUCUGCUUCAAUAAUUUAA
Messenger RNA from Mus musculus (house mouse), 684 nucleotides. The record is from the annotation of a RefSeq genome assembly. Lineage: Eukaryota; Metazoa; Chordata; Mammalia; Rodentia; Muridae.